CGCGAAAAGUUUAUUUUGGUCGUCUGGAUAGGCGGAAGCGUCAAAGUCAUGCGCAAGGCCAAAGUCUCGAUUCAUCUCGCGGACGUCAAGACCGUUCUGAGGACGUUUUCGAUCGAGGUGGCUGCAGAGCAUAAAGAGGAUUUGGAGGAAGAGCCGAUCGUCGUGAGAUUGAGAAAGGCUGGUGGUGCGAGUUACGAUGGUGUAUAA
Messenger RNA from Acaulospora colombiana, 207 nucleotides. Lineage: Eukaryota; Fungi; Glomeromycota; Glomeromycetes; Diversisporales; Acaulosporaceae. The record is from the annotation of a GenBank genome assembly.